AUGAGUUCGCAACAACUUAUCGCAAACGAGCUAUUGGCGUUUAUACAAAAUGCUAUCGACACCAUGGACGAAAACAGCAUCAUGCAGAUUUAUAGGUCGAGUUUCAAAGAAGACGAGAUCAGCAAAGGGAAGAUGCUACUCUACCAGACGACUGGGAAGCUCGACCAAAUGCCACCGAGGAGGAGAGAUGGUACGGAUAAGAGCGUCCAAGACAUCAACACUUUUCUGAAGGCGGCUAACCCUGACUACGUGCCGACAUUCGUGACAAAGGAGCUACAUAAGUUGCCGCCCAUCACAUUCGACCACGUAGAUGUAACCAGGCUACUAAAGGAUAUCACAUCCUUGGAGUCAAGCUUGGCCCAGAUGCAGAGCAAGUUGGACACGUCUGACACUACCAUCCAGGAACUGCAUGCUGAAAUAGUGUUGUUACGCAACGCUGUUUGA
Messenger RNA from Spodoptera litura, 444 nucleotides. The record is from RefSeq and is a predicted model, not a curated record. NCBI's taxonomy places the organism in Eukaryota, Metazoa, Arthropoda, Insecta, Lepidoptera, Noctuidae.